UCAGGGUCGACACGAUCCUCAACCGCGAAAAAGACCUGGCGCUGGCGCUGGCAUCCUCCUAACCUCCGAUUCGAAGCGCCGGUGCCGGGCGAAUCGGUUGUCGGUAUCGAGGUGCCGAACACGAACCCGGCGCCGGUCACGGUCAAGUCGGUAAUGGACGUCGACUCGUACAAGUCCGCACAUCCGAAUAUGGGGCUGCCCGUGCCCCUGGGACUCGACUCCGGCGGCCAGCCGGCGAUCGCCGACCUGACGCGAAUGCCUCACCUUCUCGUCGCAGGCGCGACCGGAUCGGGCAAGAGCGUGUGUAUCAACGCCCUGGUAGUGGGCCUGCUGAUGAACCGCACUCCGGAGCAGGUACGAAUGGUGAUGAUCGACCCCAAGCGGGUUGAACUCACGCCGUACGCCGGGAUUCCUCAUCUGUAUACCGAACCCGUCGUGGAGCCGGAGCGGGCGAUCGUGAUUUUGCGCUCUCUCGUCCAGGAGAUGAUGGAGCGGUUUCGGCUUUUGGAAUCGGCCGGCGUCAGGAACAUCGCCGCAUUCAACGCAAAAUCGUCCGUGAAGAUGCCGUUCUUGUUGAUCCUGGUCGACGAACUGGCAGACCUCAUGCUCACCGGCGCCAACGACGUGGAACGGCUGCUCGUGCGCCUUGCACAGCUUGGCCGGGCGACGGGCGUUCACCUGGUCGUGGCUACACAACGGCCGUCCGUGGACGUUGUGACCGGGCUGAUCAAGGCCAACUUCCCAAGCCGAAUCAGCUUCUCCGUAAUGUCCCAGAUCGAUUCCCGCACCAUUCUCGACAGCCCCGGCGCAGAGAAACUGCUGGGCAAGGGCGACAUGCUGUUCCUGCCGGUCGACAGGGCAAGACCGCUCAGAGUACAGGGAGCGUUUCUCGGCGACGACGAAGUGGAGGCGGUGGUCGACUACUGGCGAAAAGCGGACCGUCCUGAAAUGCCCAUGCUGGAGGUCAACUUCGAUGAGGAGUCAGGUUCGGUCGACAUUGCGCCCAGCGGAGGCGACUCCCUCUUCGACAACGCCGUUUCGUUGGCUAAGUCUCAACGCACGUUAUCCACUUCGUUGUUGCAACGCAGACUGCGGAUCGGCUACCCCCGGGCAGCCCGGCUGAUGGAUGAGCUGGAAGACGAAGGUGUGGUGGGUCCGGGCGAGGCGGGCAAACCGCGACAGGUCCUGUAG
Geodia barretti is the source of this 1191-nucleotide messenger RNA. NCBI's taxonomy places the organism in Eukaryota, Metazoa, Porifera, Demospongiae, Tetractinellida, Geodiidae. The record is from the annotation of a GenBank genome assembly.